Messenger RNA from Chlamydomonas reinhardtii, 1887 nucleotides. RefSeq lists its product as uncharacterized. The record is from RefSeq and is a predicted model, not a curated record. Bases 87 to 848 code for a protein of 253 amino acids. Gene Ontology annotation, molecular function: procollagen-proline 4-dioxygenase activity; iron ion binding; L-ascorbic acid binding. Gene Ontology annotation, cellular component: endoplasmic reticulum. The transcript has 5 exons. Gene Ontology annotation, biological process: peptidyl-proline hydroxylation to 4-hydroxy-L-proline. NCBI's taxonomy places the organism in Eukaryota, Viridiplantae, Chlorophyta, Chlorophyceae, Chlamydomonadales, Chlamydomonadaceae.
ACAAACAGCACUGCGAUUUAACGCAUACGAAAGCUUGGAAAACUUGGGCACAGCCUUGGGCCAGCUCCUUGACACAGUCCUUGACAAUGCUGCUUUUAGGACUCGUUCUGGCCCUCGCUGGCCAUGUAGCGGCUGCGCCUUCAAGCGCCAUGAUGGGCACUGGCCACACCGUGGGCUUUGGCGAGCUCAAGGAAGAAUGGCGUGGUGAGGUUGUCCACCUGUCGUGGUCGCCGCGAGCCUUCCUGCUGAAGAAUUUCCUUUCGGAUGAGGAGUGCGACUACAUCGUCGAGAAGGCUCGCCCGAAGAUGGUCAAGUCUUCUGUGGUUGAUAACGAGUCGGGCAAGAGUGUGGACAGCGAGAUCCGCACCAGCACCGGCACCUGGUUUGCUAAGGGCGAGGACUCUGUCAUCUCCAAAAUAGAGAAGCGCGUGGCGCAGGUGACGAUGAUUCCCCUGGAGAACCAUGAGGGGCUGCAGGUUCUGCACUACCAUGACGGUCAGAAGUAUGAGCCACACUAUGACUACUUCCACGACCCCGUCAACGCCGGCCCCGAGCACGGCGGCCAGCGCGUGGUCACGAUGCUCAUGUACCUGACCACGGUGGAGGAGGGCGGCGAGACGGUGCUGCCCAACGCGGAGCAGAAGGUGACCGGCGACGGCUGGUCGGAGUGCGCCAAGCGCGGACUGGCCGUGAAGCCCAUCAAGGGCGAUGCGCUCAUGUUCUACUCGCUGAAGCCGGACGGCAGCAAUGACCCCGCCAGCCUGCACGGCAGCUGCCCCACGCUUAAGGGUGACAAGUGGAGCGCCACCAAGUGGAUCCACGUGGCCCCCAUCGGAGGGCGUCAUUGAACAGCGCAACAGCUUGUCAUGAUGAUGACUGUCUCCCGUUUCGUCUUGCGUGUCUGUUCAACUCGUGUGCAGUGGAAAGAAGAAGCUAAACCUGGGUACACCCGAGUGCCACGACGAGGAUGAGCGGUGCCAGGAGUGGGCAUUCUUUGGUGAAUGCGAGAAGAACCCUGGCUUCAUGGAUGCCCAGUGCAAGCGCUCGUGCAAGAAGUGCACCUAAUUAGCGGCUCUGUGGGCCCUGUACAAGAGUCCCGACGAUGCCGGUUGAGGUACUUGUCGCUUCAGUCGUCAUCUGAUGCGGCGCGACUGGCGCUUAGAGCAGCUAGCUGCAAUCUGUGCGCUCGCCUGGGGGCACGUGCCUGUGGCUGGGUGUGGCUAGUGGACAUGGACUUCCAGUUGGUGCAUGAGGGCGUACUGAUGUAACGAAGCACCGACUACACCGACAAGCUAGCCUCGUGUCGUGUUUGCAUAGCAGGUUCGGCCUCAUUUCAGUAUUGGGACUAACAGGUGAUGCACACUCAUCAGGAGUACGGCCGUUUUGCUAGCGAGUCUGUAUACUGAAAGGACAACGCACAACAUCAGGUUUCGAGACUGAGUAGUCUUGGGUGGGAGGUGGCGGUACCCAUGUCAACUGCGAAUCGGAUUCGUCGGGGCGCCUCAUCUGGAGGGGGAUAGUUGUAAUGGCGUGUUGCACGUGUUGCACAAAAAUGAAAUGUCCACUGCUAGUCUUGAUACUGACAAGACAACGCAGCACAACAACGGACGCGGGGCGGCCGCAGAAGUAAAGGCAGCGCGAUUGCUGCAGGGCUCACGCGGCGUGGACUAGGCAUGCCAUGUGAGCCAUGUGGGUGUGUGAUGGGACAGGGUUCAAGGCAGGUUGGCGAGGUCCCGUAGGGUGCAGCCGAUGCCCAGACCCGUAAGCAGACAGCAAACAGUUUGCAGUGGCAGAGCAGAAGUGCAUGGCUGGUCGAACGCCGGCGUUACUGUACCGACAAGUUGCUGGCUGGCUGGAAGUUUGCUGAUGCGCAUUCCUCACGCUCCG